AUGUACGCCUUCCUCACGCCACCAGUGCCCUCUCUCUCUGCUUUACCCCCAGAACUGCUCCUUCACAUUAUUCCGUAUCUGCCUCCGGAUGCUCAGCUUGCUCUGUCCCUCACGACCAAACGCCUUUACCACAUUCUUGCUGACCAGGUUCCAAAAUGGUCUGAAAUUACAUCCAGUGAACAAUACCCCUUUUUAUACCUCUUGGAAAAGUUGAAACUCUCAACUCCGUCCAACAGCAAUACCCCGGUGGCUUGCUGCAGCGGCUGCUCACUCACUCACCUCAGAUAUAAUUUUGUUGAUGAGGAGCUUGCAAAAUCUGCGGACCGUCGAGUAUGCAGAGAAGCUACGAAAUCCUUUUGGCUCAACGCAGAUACCCAAUAUAGCUUUAACGACCUGACCACCCACCGCGACGCAGACCGCGGCUGGGUCAGCGAGGAUGGCCACCUUCGUCGCAACAGCACGCUCAGUUUCACCAUCUUCACUACAUAUAAGAUUCUCUCCCUACCCAAAUCUACACAAGCUUCCCGCAAAAAAAUUGCCAGCAUUCUUCACACUUUCGACCUUCCCUCCUGCCCUCACACCAGGCUGAGCAACCCCCUCGUCCUCGAAGGAUACGUCCCCAACGCCCAUCCUGUCGACGCCCAACCCCUCUAUGAUACUCACAACGCCGCAGGCAAAUGUCGAUUUCCAGCCUGCAAAACGCACUUUUAUUGGAUCACCCGUACUCACGCCAGUAAACCCGACUGGAAAACUCUCUACCUUGAAAUUCAACGUGACAUCGGUAGGCUCGUGAACCCGGAUGCUCCUGCCUGGCUCGCGCAGCUCAUCGCCCCGAACACCGAUAAUCUCACCAAAUUCUGGAACGACCGCAUGCAAUGGAAACGCCAGAUGCUCGUCUACGAGGAACGCAAAUAUGAACAGGAACAAUUGCAGCAGCAACAGCCACGACUAUCAAUAUCAUCGUCGCCAUCACCGAUGACUUACAUCAAAUCCACCCUUGCCACACUCCCAAGCCCCCAGCCUGCCCCAAACCACUCGGUCGAUACCAACGAAGGCCGGCGCGAGGAACAUGCUCCUACGCGACCCGAGCCCGUUGACGAUGAGACACAGCUUUUCACCGCCAUCUGGGGCGCCGGCAUCCCCGCCGCUCAUGCUGAAUUUAGAAGAAAAUAUAAACGGGCGAAUAGAGCAAAGUUGUGGCAGGACACAGUGGUCCAAUGUGUCGGUUCGAUCCUAACCGUUGUUGGUCCCCGGUAA
Molecule: messenger RNA, 1257 nt
Organism: Uncinocarpus reesii 1704
Lineage: Eukaryota; Fungi; Ascomycota; Eurotiomycetes; Onygenales; Onygenaceae
Exons: 1
Coding region: 1-1257 (418 amino acids)
Molecular function (GO): protein binding
Source: RefSeq, a predicted model, not a curated record